AUGGCCAAAUUGGAAAAUUUGGUGUUGUGCAAGAUAUAUCAAACGAGAAUGAAGCCCAAGAACAACCAAAGCUCCAUGCACCACAAUGUGGUGGAUUACAGUUUGCCAAGCUGUGCAAACACCAGUGGUGCCUAUUCCUCAGAUUCUGCUGUGGGUGAGAGAGAACAUGUUAAAGCCAUGUGA
Molecule: messenger RNA, 183 nt
Organism: Ilex paraguariensis (yerba mate)
Lineage: Eukaryota; Viridiplantae; Streptophyta; Magnoliopsida; Aquifoliales; Aquifoliaceae
Source: the annotation of a GenBank genome assembly